GGUCCAUAGGGCAGCGGCCAGGCUGGGACGGGGCUCCCGGCGCCCCAGCCUCGGCCUCUGCCUUACGGUAAACCCUCGUGACCUUGGCCCUCAUACCCAGCCUGCACGUCGGACUCCCGAAGAUCUCUCUACCUAUGGCUAGGUGGGGGAUCAGCGGUCAACGGACCUGGGUUUUCUUUUUUCCUUCGACUUUUCUUCUUGACCCCGCCUCUCCAAGGAUUUGAGGUUUCUGAUUGGUGAAGCGGGGCCCACAGCUAGCCAACGGGAGCGCCAAAGGCGGGACCGGAGGCUCCUCUUCCUCUUACCUCUGAGCCCACAGGGUCCUUGAGCACUGAUUGGCGCCUCGGACCCCGCCCUCUCUCUGUUUGGCGACUCGGGCACCGCCCACUUCCCGAUUGGCCUCCCUGCUUCAGGGGCGGGACGUCUUAUAUUCCUAAGGAAAUAGCGAAGGUCGAGGAGGCGGGAUGGCAGCCACCCGGCCGGCCCUGGGCCGCGUGCUCCCCGGCUCCUCCAUGCUCUUUCUAUGCGACAUGCAGGAGAAAUUCCGAGGCACCAUCUCCUUCUUCCCCCAGAUCGUGGCCGUGUCAGCUCGCAUGCUCCAGGUGGCCCGGGUAUUGGACAUCCCAGUGAUGCUGACAGAACAGUACCCCAAGGGCCUGGGUCCCACAGUUCCAGAGUUGGGAGCCCAGGGUAUCCAAGCAGUGCCCAAGACGUGCUUCAGCAUGGUGGUACCUGAAGUGGAGCGGCUGAUGAAGGCCAGACCUGGCCUCCAGUCCGUGUUGCUGUGUGGCAUCGAGGCCCAAGCCUGUGUUAUGAGCACAGCCCUGGACCUUCUGGAGAGAGGCCUGGAUGUGCACGUGGUGGCCGACGCCUGCUCCUCCCGAAGUCAGGUGGACCGGUUGCUAGCCCUGUCCAGGAUGCGCCAGAGUGGGGUCUUCCUCACCACCAGCGAGUGCCUCAUCCUGCAGCUGGUGGGCGAUUCUGCUCAUCCGCGUUUCAAGGAGGUGCAGAAAUUAAUUAGGGAUCCAGCCCCCGAUAGCGGACUCCUUGGCUUGUUCCAGGGCCAGAGCCCCCUCCUCAGCUGAACACCCCCAAAUCCCCUUCGCACACACACACACACACACACACACACGCACAUGUUGGAUCGGCCGCGACGCGAACUCCCUACUGCCCGGGACCUCCUACUAGUAUAGCCUGGAUCCCCUCUCCUGGGGGCGAAGGUCUCUGUCCCGGGAGAGGAAAAAGAUUCCUUCCUCCCCACCCCCCAGCAGAAAGCACCGGUCCCAUUGGUCGACCACCUCCUUCUAUGCAAAUGAACCCUUGAAAAAAGGGAGGGGAUUGGCUAGGCCCUGGAGGGGGCGGACUGGGGGGAGGUGACCCUUCGAGCUUGGUUCGAGGAAUAAAGCUUUCCUCUACA
Messenger RNA from Trichosurus vulpecula (common brushtail), 1417 nucleotides. It is a transcript of the gene ISOC2, whose product is annotated as isochorismatase domain containing 2. Gene Ontology annotation, cellular component: cytoplasm. The transcript has 6 exons. The record is from RefSeq and is a predicted model, not a curated record. Bases 465 to 1085 code for a protein of 206 amino acids. Lineage: Eukaryota; Metazoa; Chordata; Mammalia; Diprotodontia; Phalangeridae.